Equus caballus (horse) is the source of this 2834-nucleotide messenger RNA. RefSeq names its product leucine rich repeats and IQ motif containing 3 (gene LRRIQ3). The record is from RefSeq and is a predicted model, not a curated record. Gene Ontology annotation, molecular function: protein binding. Lineage: Eukaryota; Metazoa; Chordata; Mammalia; Perissodactyla; Equidae.
UAGCCACGCCCCCGAAGCUCUUGGGGCUGCCCAGGGAAAGCCUUGGUGGGGUGAGCCCAGAGUUUUGCUCCGUUUCUCUGGCAACGGUCUCCAGAGCAGAUGGCUACCUAGCGAUUUGUCAGACUGUGCGGGGACUGGGCCGCUUGUUCCCAACUCAUAAGGCCUUGCAGCCCGGUUGACCCGAUGUUUCACGGAACAAUUACAGAAGAGCUAACCAAUCAUGAAGAAUGGAGUCACUAUAAUGAAAACGUGAUACAAGAUCACAAAGAUUUUGUUUUUGUGAAGUUCAGUGGCCUUCAUUUAAAAUCUAUGGAAAAUUUGCAAUCUUGUAUCUCUCUUAGAGUAUGCAUCUUUUCAAACAAUUUUAUUACAGAUAUUCGUCCACUUAAGAGUUGUAUAAAAUUAGUCAAACUUGAUCUCCAUGGCAACCAGAUAAAAAGUCUACCAGAUACCAAAUUUUGGAGUGGAUUGAAGCACCUAAAACUCCUCUAUCUUCAUGACAAUGGUUUUGCAAAGUUAAAGAAUGUAUGUGUGUUAUCAGCCUGUCCAAGCCUCCUUGCCCUCACCAUGUUUGAUUGUCCAGUAAGCCUUAAAAAAGGAUAUAGACAUGUUCUUGUCAACAGUAUGUGGCCUCUCAAAGCACUGGAUCAUCAUGUGAUUUCUGAUGAAGAAAUAAUUCAGAACUGGCAUCUUCCUGAACGAUUCAGAACAUACAACUGUCGACUUUUCUUUAAUUUCUGCCCUGCUUUGAAAAAGGGAUCAACCUAUGAGGAUGAAAUUAAUAAUAUUAAAUAUGUUAUUUCAAAAAUUAAUGAAAUCAUGGCUCAUAAUUCCCCAGUUUUGAUUGUUCAAAGGUGGAUACGUGGUUUCUUAGUUAGAAAACAUCUGAGACCCUUGUUUUUGUGUAAAAAGUAUCAGGAAAAGCUUAUUGAUGAAACAAAAUGGAUUUACAUACACAAAAGAUUUGAAGAUAAACUCUUUAAGGAACUCUUUUUUCCUCCUGAAACUAAUAUAACAGGAAUGCUUGCGCAUAGGAAACGUAAUAUAUAUUCUCCUAUUGAUUUAAAAACUUGUAGCGAACAGAGAAAACCUGUUUCCUCUGCUUUAUAUGAAUUAAAAACAAAAGAUAUUGACGUAAAACCAAAAAAAUCGAGACAUCUUUUUCAAAAAGGUCAGAAGGAGUCUGAAGAUGAAAUUGAAGAUGAGGAAUUGGAUGCCAGUUUUAGGAUAUCAGUGUUCAAACUACCCAUACAUACUACAGAUUCAUUGAAGUAUGCUCAAGUAUUGAAAAAGAAAGAACAAGAUUCUUUUCCUCUAUAUGCCCAGCCACUUCCCACCAUUCAUCCAAAACCAGCAAUUAAAAAAAAAGACAUGCUGUUGAAGAGGAAUGUAAGUAGAGAGUUUUUUACAACACACAGAGCUGGUAUAAAACUCCAAACACUUUGUGAUAUUGAUAAAUAUUAUUCAGAACAAAAGAAGCAGGAAAUCCAUAACAACAAAGCAACAGCUGUAACCACGGCGCAAGUUGCUCAAGAAAGAGUUAGCUUAACUGUUCAAGAAAAUUUAAAUAAGAAAAAGUAUGAUGCACAAAAACUAACUGCAAAAGCUAAUGAGGCAAUUCAGCAAAGGUUACAACAACUUUUGCAGGACAGACUAAACUACCUUGAAGAAGUUCGAAAGAGGAGAGCUCUGUUUCUAGAAGAUAAAAAACAAAGGGCUGAAGAACGUUUAUUAAUUCAAAAUUUAAAUAAUGAGCGCACUCUUUUGGCCAAAGGAAUGAUGAAAAUGGCCAGAUCGAAGAAGAAUCAGGCUACCUUAAACAAGAAAAUUCUGAUUGUUCAGCAAAAACUGGAAACAGAAGAAUAUCGAAGGGAUUUACUGAAAAAAAUGAAGGAAACUAGGGCUCAAGAAACACACAAAAGACACUGUGAAGAAAAAUUUGUUAUUGAUAUGCUUGCCUUUCAGAAAGCUUGUGAAAGACUCCAAGAUGCUAAAACAAAAGUUGCAAUUGUGAAAACGAAUUUAGUCUUUAAAGUUCCCCAUGGAGUGACAAAAUGAACCAAUGUCAGAUCACACCCUACGAUCAUUUUGAAUUAUAGGCAUUAUUUUUAGUUAAAGGACUUUGAAACAAUACUAUGAAAGAAAAAAUACUCUAUGUCACAAGAUGGAUUUGUAUUUAAAUCUUAUAAAAAUAUAAAGAAUAAUUAAAAUGUUUCUCUUUUUGAUCAUAAUUUAACUGAAAUCAAAUUGACUUGGGACCCCCAAAAGCUUCCUUAUAUAUCAAGAUGUCCAAGCAACAAUUAAAACUGAUUUUAUUUAUUGCAAGAAAUAUUGCAAAGGCAUUGCUUAUAUUGUUUAAUAUCAUGAGUAUAGCAAUUCAUAAGCUAUUUUCAGUUUCUUUGGCAACCUUAGCAUAGUAAUUUCUGCCCCAGCUGCUGACUUUUAUUAAGACACUGUAUACUUUGAUUAAUUUCAUUACCUGCUUGCAGAUAUUUAAUUAUAUUUCCUGUUUAUUUUGUGAAAAUGAUUUCUGAAUUUAUUUUUUCAAAAUAAAUGUUUCACCAUUAUAUCAAUGAUUCAUGCUCUUAUAAAAAUUCAGAAAACAUGAAAUAUAAAAGGGAAGUUAAACCUUCCUAUUAACUUCCUUGGAGAUUGUAAGAUUUUUGUAUUUUUGCAUUCUAUGUAUUUUAUAUGUGGGGGCAUAAAGGAGAGAGAAGGCACAUGUAAUUAUGUAAUUGUGAUCAUAAAGUACAUAGAAAUGGCAUAUAUUAAUUUCAAAUCUAUUUAGUACAUACUCAUGGUGUAAAAUUUGAAAAAUAAAGAAAAAUUUUUAA